This is a messenger RNA of Purpureocillium lilacinum, 1005 nucleotides long. RefSeq lists its product as uncharacterized. The record is from RefSeq and is a predicted model, not a curated record. Gene Ontology annotation, molecular function: S-adenosylmethionine-dependent methyltransferase activity. NCBI's taxonomy places the organism in Eukaryota, Fungi, Ascomycota, Sordariomycetes, Hypocreales, Ophiocordycipitaceae.
AUGGCACAAGAAGACACCACCACCUCGGCCCAGCCGCGAACAUCGAGCAACCCCCUCCCCACAGCCAUCGAGCACUUCAACCUCUCCGCCGCGCACUACGAGCGCUCCACCGGCGGCUGCACCCGCCAGCUCGCCCGCGCCCUCCUCUCCCUCCCCGCCCUGCGCUCCCUCUUCGCCGACCCCUCCGCCGCGGUCCUCCUCGACAACGCCUGCGGCACCGCCCUCGUCACCGAGGAAGUCGCCCUGCGCUGUCGCCGAGAUGCCGCGCGCGCCAGCGCCAGCUCUUCCUCCGGUGGCGGCAGCUCAGGGUCAGGGUCAGGGUCAGGGGCAGUCCCGCUGCCGCGCAUCCAUGCCGUCGACCCGGCCGCCAACAUGAUUGACCUUGCGCGCGCCAAGCUCACCGCUCUGGGCCUCACCGACGGUGAUGAGGAGACUACGAGAGCAGCAGCGACCUGCGCCGUCAUGCCCGGCGAGAAGCUCACCUUCCCCGAUGCGUUCUUCACGCACAGCAUCACCAACCUCGGCAUCCUCUUCUUCGACGACGCCGCCGCCGGCGCGCGCGAGAUCCACCGCACCCUGCGCCCUGGCAGCGGCAGUGUCGCCGUCGUCACCUCCUGGGCCGACGUCGGCUACGUCGAGCACGUCCUGCGGCCCGCCGCGCGCGCCGCCCGCCCGCACGACCCCCCUUUCGAGCUGCCCAUACAGAAGCACUGGUUCGACCCGGCGCACGUGGAGCGGUGCCUGCGCGAGGACGGGGGCUUCGCUGACGUGGAAGUGUCGGAGCAGGUGGUGCACUAUGGCGCGGAUACGGUGGAGAGCCUGCGUGGGAUGCUGCUCGAUACUUUCACGAUGCUGUGGAGGGACUGGUCGGAUGCGGAAAAGGAUACAUUUGAAGCGGCUAUCUUGGAGCGCCUCCGAGAAGCGACAGAGCCGUAUACCAUGGUAGAUGGGGAUCCCGGGGUCGGCAUCCGCAUGCGCGCCAUUGUCGCCGUGUGCCGCAAGUAG